Molecule: messenger RNA, 174 nt
Organism: Colletotrichum orchidophilum
Lineage: Eukaryota; Fungi; Ascomycota; Sordariomycetes; Glomerellales; Glomerellaceae
Exons: 1
Coding region: 1-174 (57 amino acids)
Source: RefSeq, a predicted model, not a curated record
AUGGUUUUUUUUUUUUUUUUUUUUCGGGGAAAGAGGCGAUCAACGAUGGGGGGCUCGUUGCCAGCUGAGCAAGGCUUCGUUGAUUUGAGCAGGAACCUUUGGGAGCGAAUUGUCGGCGGCACCCAUCGGUACCAAUACGGAUUGGGUGUGCGAUCAAAAAAGGUCGGUCCGUAG